AUGUGUCUAGGUCAAAAUGUCCUUCCAUUAGAUAAUAAUUUUCCAACAUUUAAAUUAUUUCCUCAACGUAGUGAUUCAAUAGAUAACAGUAAUAAUCGUGCAUCACCAUCAAAUAAUGGUUUAGGAAUAAUUCCAAAAACUUCAAGUCCAAUAGAUCCAGAUGAAAUUGAUUAUCAUCCAAUAACAAUAUCAUCAUUUCGUUUGUUCGGUACAACAACAACAACAACAACAGUAUCAACAUCAAAUCAAAAUCCGACAAAACCUUGCCCGACAAAUUCAUUAAAAAAAUUUUCAUCAACAAUCGAUAAACCGCGACGAAAACGAACACCAAAAAUCGAUGAUAAUAAUGAUGGACAAAAAGUAAAACGACGUAAAAGUGAAAUGACUAUGAAUCAAAAACAAUUAACAUUAACGGAAUUACAACCACCAAUAACAAUGGAAAAAAAGAUUAGUUUAAAUCCAGAAGUAUUUCUAACUAAAAAUUCUUCAAAUUAUCGUGAAAUUGGUUUUUCACCUGUUUCAUCUGCACAAAGUGAUUCUGGUUCAAAUUCAAAUCAUACAUCUGAAUCAUCAAAUAAUUCAGCCGCAAAUUCAAAACAAACACAGACCGAUAUUAGUGGAGCAAUAAAUUCAACGUCAAAUGAACUUGUAGCUAAGAACAGUCAAAUACAAACAUUAACAAGAGAACGAGAUGAUGUACGACGACAAUUAACCGAUUCAAAAAAAGAUUUUGAUAAACAAACAAAUGUACUGCAAAAAUGUCUUGCUGUUAAUAAGAAAUUACUUGUAGAAAAAUCCACACUCGAACGUAAACAAGCACGACAAAAAUGUAUGGAAAAUCGUUUAAGACUUGGUCAAUUUGUUACACAAAGACAAGGUGCAACAUUUGUAGAAAAUUGGACUGAUGGUACAGCAUUUACUGAUAUCACAAGACAACAAGAAACGCUUCAACGUGCACGAGAAGAACUCGAUCGUGAACGUCGUAAUUUAUUACGUCGUCGACCGAAUUAUGAAGUGAAAGAAAAAUUAACCAAAACAUCUUAUACAAGAGCAAAAAGUAAAGAUCGUGGUAAUACAAUAGUAACAACUGAUGAAAGUAGUAAUGAUGGAAUUAAACUAACAAGUGAUGCAAAUAGAGCAAUAAUAAUAAGUGAUUGGUAUGAAUCUGAUGAAAUUUUACGUCUACGCCAAGCAUCAUUGAAAAAAGAAGAAGUCGAUCUUCAAAUUGAAUAUGAAAAACUUGAACGAGAAAGAAAUUUACAUAUACGGGAAUUAAAAAGAAUUUAUAAUGAAGAUCAUUCCAGGUAA
Messenger RNA from Rotaria sp. Silwood2, 1308 nucleotides. Lineage: Eukaryota; Metazoa; Rotifera; Eurotatoria; Philodinida; Philodinidae. The record is from the annotation of a GenBank genome assembly.